GCUGGUUCCCCUGUUUGGGGGACGUGCCGAUGCGAGUGGUCAGCUACAACCCGCUCUCGCUUUGCAGGCGCCUCCGAUCGGAGGAGAUUAGCCAGGAGCUCGAGCACUACGACAUCGUGGCGCUGCAGGGCACACAGAUGAAGUGGAGCGGCGGCGUGGACGUCUCGAAGCAGACCCUGCCGAACCACGACGCCCUGCACUGGGGGUGGGGUCGAGGCGGGCACACCAACAAGGCGUGUGGGGUCUCGAUCUUUUUCAAAAAGGGCUUCAAGGUGCUGAAGCUCCUGUCGCCGCCGCCGGCCCUGCGGGGGCGCGGCGGCGGCGCGCGCCUGCGGCGCGGGGCGCCGGACGUCCUGGUGCUUGCCCUCUACUUCCCUGUGAGGGGCUUGGCGGUCCAGCGGGCGGCGGCGGAGGCUCUCUUCACGUGGCUCAUGGAGACCCCCGUCCGCUGCACGCCGCUGCUCUGCGCCGACCUCAUCGACGGGCUUGGCAUGGUCAAGCAUGAGGCGGGGGUCUGCGUGCCCAUGUCGGAGGCUAUAGGAGGGGUCGAGCCCGCGCUGGAGCGCGAGUGUGGCGCGGCGUGGGGGCGGCUAUGCGAGGACUUGGGGCUCGCCACUGUCAACACGUUCUACGAGGGCUACACUUUUUCGGGCCCCACGGGGGCCAGGUCUAGGCCAGAUGUGAUCGCGAUCCCCCGCGGGCUCAUGCGGAGUGUGGGGUCCUGCAAGCCGCUCUACGCGAUCGGCGACAGGGCUGAGAGGGCGCAGUGGAGCAUGGAUGCGUGCAUUCAGGCCAUGAAGCGCCACCAGGGCAAGACGGAGUUCUUGAGGGAGCUGGAGUGCCAGUGCGAGCACCUGGUUCGCCCGCAGCUGGAGGACGAGCUGGGGUGGGCCCCCGCGCACUUCGGCGUCAAGGCGCGCGACACGAGGGAGAUGGAUGAGGCGACGGCGCAGCGCAAGAAGUUGUUGCAGGAGCGGGCGGCCAUCCGUCGUCGGCAUGUGGUCGAGGGUGAGGCGGCGACAUCGACGGAGGCCGAGGUGGAGAGGUGCGUGCAGGAGCUCAGGGACGCCACCCGCCGCCUGCGCGCGCUGCAGCGGCAGCAGCGCAGGCGGCUCCGCGCGGUGCGCUGCGAGGCGCUGGCGGAGGCGGAGAGGGUGGGCGACGCGGCCACGGCCUGGAGGCUGGCCCACUUGCUCGGCGAGAGGGGGAAGGGCGCGCGGCGUCGGGCGCACUGCGCACCCCGCCUGGAGCACGCGGCGGCGGCGCGGCGCCAGCUCCUCAAGGGCCCUGGGCGCCCGGGGGGAUACGCGGCGACGGAGCUGGACUCGAGGCCGUGCCUGGAGCAGCUCAGGCAGCCGCUGGUCAGGUGCUGCUCGGCGCGGGAGGCUGAGGAGGCGGCGGCGCUGGACUUGAAGGAGCUGGAGGAGCGCCUGCGCAGGGGGAUGCAGCCUCGACGCGCAGCGCCGCCGUGGUCGGCCCCUGUGCCAGCGUGGAGGACGUGCUCGGCGCCGAGGUCGGCUGCGGCGCAGGGCGAGGGCAUCGGCUACAGGCCGGAGCCACCGAGCAUGCAAGCGUUCAGGGAGCGGCUGCUGCACUGCCUGGCCCUCGUCCGCGUGUUCCAGGCUGCCCCGCUGGCGUGGUCCAGGUCUAGGGCGGCGGACGUCGGCAGGGCCAUCCGCGCGAUGUGUCCCAUCGGCAAAUGCUACACCACGGUGCUGACGACGAGCGCUCUCGGGGAUGGGGCGCUGGUGGUCACCACAGCGGUGGCCGAGCGGGCGGCGCACUUCGGCCUCGCGGCGAUCACGAGCUUCAAGGACUUGAGCAAGGCGUUCCAGUGCCCGUCCGUGGGCGACAUGAUGCGGGGCCUGGGGGGCUUGGCGCGCGUGGAGGUCGAGACGGCCGAGGGGGUGCUGCGCAUGAAGACUAACCGGGGCGUGCUCAUCGGCGACUCGAUCGGCCCGCCGCUCUUCCUUGAGGUGUCCACGCCGGUUGCGACCGAGUGGGCCAUCGAGGGCGCGGGUCGGCCCGACGCGCAGCUGUUGGAGGCGAAGUCCGUCUUCGCGGGCGCCGCGCUGGACCUCGGCCUCGCGAAGUUUGCGGCCUCGGACGAGAAUCACAAGGCCUCGGACGAGCUGCUGGACAGGUUGCUGGAGCCGCGCGGGCUCCAGCGUAACAUCUCCCAGCAGUGCGCUAUGUGUGCCUUCCGUUCGGUUGGGGCCAGGGCCUGGACGAGGGCCUUCUUCGCGGGCAGGCUCGGAGCGAGGGGCAACUGCUCGACGGUCGCCCGCUACUUGGGCCCGAUGCUGCGCUGCCAGGGCGGCCCGGCGACGGAGAUCAGGGCCCGCGUGGCGGCGGCCACGCGGGGCUUCGCGGGCAUGGGGCGCUUCUGGAAGUCUGAGACCUCCGUCGAGGUGGUGCGGCAGGUCUUCCGCUCAAUGGUGCUGGGGGCCCUCCUCUCGGGGACGGCGGCGGUCGUGCCCGCGCAGUCUUUCCUGGCCUCCCUGGGGGGGGGGGCCGCGCUGCGCCUGGGCCGCUCGGCCCUGGGCGCGCGGGUGUUGAAGGGCUUCCUGGAGGAGGAGAGCUACCAGCACAGGGCCAUGCCCUCCCAGGUUGUGCGCCAGCUGCUGCAGAUGGCGGACAUCGAGACCGAGCUGCGCGCGGUCAGGCUCGGGCUCAUGAAGUGCAUGGUGCGACAUCCUGGAGAUCACGAGAUGGAGCUCACGGCGCUGUUCGGCCAGCUGCCCUUCGCGCUGCAGCCCGUGCUGCUGGUGGGCGACUUGAAGCGGCUCUUUCACGCGUCGGAGCGCUUGGACCUGCUGGAGGUGCGGGGCGAGCGCCCCCUCGUGCUGCUGCAGGGUGCGCUGCGUGAGGAGGUCCUUCAGCUCGACCCCCGUGUGCUUCGGGUGCCCGCGGCAGUGCGGCAUCGCUGGUGGACACUGCAUGGCGACCCUUUUCGUCCUGCACGUGAGCCGUCUGGCCUCAUCGACAUCGGUGACUUCGAGUUCGCGUGCCAGGAGCCCUGCGCUGAGGGCCUGUGCGGGGCCGCCUUCUGUUCGGAGCGAGCCCUGCUGUGGCGCAAAAUCAGCUCUCGCAAGUAUCGGGCGAUCGAGUCAUCCUUGUGCGCGUCGAAUCAGUGUGGGUUCUGCGGGACGGUGCUGGCGUCUAGGGCUUCGGCUGCGCAGCACGUCAG
Prorocentrum cordatum is the source of this 3190-nucleotide messenger RNA. The record is from the annotation of a GenBank genome assembly. Lineage: Eukaryota; Dinophyceae; Prorocentrales; Prorocentraceae.